Dibothriocephalus latus is the source of this 144-nucleotide messenger RNA. NCBI's taxonomy places the organism in Eukaryota, Metazoa, Platyhelminthes, Cestoda, Diphyllobothriidea, Diphyllobothriidae. The record is from the annotation of a GenBank genome assembly.
AUGGGCGCCAAUCUUCUGCGUCCACUGGGCGCGGAUGUGACCACGGUGUGGUAUAACUCGCUGGGUCGUCUUAUACACGUCGGCAGCGUCCUGCCGCUGCGUCUUCCAACGGUGAUGCCAGGUGAAGUUGACGUUGACGAGGCG